This is a messenger RNA of Staurois parvus, 308 nucleotides long. The record is from the annotation of a GenBank genome assembly. Lineage: Eukaryota; Metazoa; Chordata; Amphibia; Anura; Ranidae.
UCAUGCUGCUGCCAGGUCCAGAGUGUGUCAUGGGUCCCUGUACGGCCUCCCAUUGCUGCUGUCUCCAUCGCCACACUCUGCCAUGUGCCACUUUCAGGUCUCCUCACACUGCUGGUGGGUUCCAUUUUGUCAUAGGGUGCUGGCAGAUUACGGGCCUCCCAUUGCUGCUGCCAGGCCCGUAAUCUGCCAUGGGCCCCCGUACCGACUCCUCAUGCUGCUGCCAGGCCCGUAAUCUGUCAUGGGCCCCUGUACCGCCUCCUCAUGCUGCUGCCAGGUCCAGAGUGUGUCAUGGGUCCCUGUACGGCCUC